AUGGCCGGAAACUCACCAGCAUUCCACUUCUACAAGGAGGCGCAAUCCAAAUUCCAGAUUCCGCUGCUAGCCGGCGACAACGCCUUCCUCGGCGACGUCUUCUCCAGCGAAAAAACGUCCGACACGCCCGUCUCAUCAGGAUUCUUCCGUUUAAAAAAGGGCGAGCCUCUCACAUACACCUACAAGUAUGACGAGAUGAAGAUAUUUGUGGAAGGCGACUUCACAAUCACCGAUGCGACUGGACAAACGACAAAGGCGAAGCCAGGUGAUGUGGUAUUCUUCCCCAAGGGAGCUACCAUUACCUUUGAGACUUCAGACUACGGCUUAGCAUUCUACGUGGGCCAGCGAAAGAAGAAUGACUUUUAA
This is a messenger RNA of Metarhizium robertsii ARSEF 23, 366 nucleotides long. Its product is annotated as ethanolamine utilization protein. Bases 1 to 366 code for a protein of 121 amino acids. The transcript has a single exon. NCBI's taxonomy places the organism in Eukaryota, Fungi, Ascomycota, Sordariomycetes, Hypocreales, Clavicipitaceae. The record is from RefSeq and is a predicted model, not a curated record.